ACGAUACAAAAUUCCUUCAGGUAACGGACUUGCGGAAGAGGCUUGACGAGAUGAUUCUGUGUUUUUUUUUAUAAAGGAUAAGGUUUUGGCCCACCCCCGGCUCUUUCGUCGGAGCAUCCUACUUGGGGUGCAGCCGUCGGAAGAUCCGCAACCGAUCGGAUUUUCAUAACAGAGUUUGCAUGAAUCAGCCUUGGCCGAGCAAUGCUACGAUACAAAAUUCCUUCAGGUAAAGGGGCGCUACAGAAAAAGGGCUGGGCGCUAGUAGAAUGGCCCGGGCGCUCACAAAAGGUCCUCACCGCCUCUUCCUUUCACCAAUCCUACGUGGCAAUGUUCGUAUGGAAAUUUCCAACGUAUUCCUAGUGUCUGCUGUCCAUUGGGGGCUUUGCCAAGAAAAGUCCGUCUCCACAAUUUCAUGAUGAGACAUGACGACGUUCGUGUCACAUGACUGCGCGUGAAAGCGUGACUCAUGCUUUGCAUCCCAGGGCAUUCCUUUGGGAAAUAUCGCAAGACACAAAUCUCUCGAUCUAGACCAUGGUGCCUUUAGAAAUCACUCCGUUGAAUAAUGCAGACUGGAAGCCGCAGGCUCGGCUUGACAAGCUUCAGCAGCAACAUCCAAAUGCCUCCCUUCCCGUCUUGGUCAUAAUGGCCUUGCUGGACAUUAUGAAAGACAGUAAAGCCUCUUCUACAUUCGAGUUUCUGGAACAUGCGAAAGCAGCCACCACUGCUUUCAAGCAGCUGCCCGAAAAGAAUGCCUCCAUGAUCGCGGGCGCGGACCUGUUUCUUCACCCGUUAAAGACACACUCGGAACACAUUCGAGACGUUGAGGAUUGGAAAAAGAGCAUCUUUGCUCUUUUCGAAAAACGCUUAGCAGAGUACGCCAAGUUUAGGGAAAGGGCCGCAGACAAAGGGCUCCAAUUUAUCAAGGAUGAUGCUGUUAUUUUGGUGCACUCAUAUUCCCGCGCUGUGAUGAUGCUACUGCAAAAAGCCCGGCAAGGGAAUAAGCGAUUUAAAGUGUUUGUCACGGAAACGAGGCCAACGACAAGUGGUACGAAGGCCGCGGUGGAAUUGAGGGCAGCAAAUAUUCCAGCAGAAUUAAUUUUGGAUGCUGCCGUGGGAUCCGUAAUCGACCGAGUUGAUAUGGUUAUUGUUGGUGCUGAGGGCGUUGUCCAGAAUGGUGGCGUUAUCAACCAGAUUGGAACGUACCAAAUCGCAGUUGUGGCAAAGGCAGCCAACAAGCCCUUUUAUGCAGUGACCGAGCAAUACAAGUUUGUCCGUCUCUUUCCACUAAAUCAAGAAGACCUUCCCAUUGCGUCACCGCCAUACUUUGCCAGCUCGGAGGACAGAAAUACAAUAGUGGCGAAAAAUCCACAAAUAGAUUACACCCCGCCACGGUAUAUCAGCCUUUUGUUUACAAACAUCGGCGUCCUCACACCAUCUGCUGUCAGCGAGGAGCUUGUAAAGUUUUACAUGUCAUGAUUAUCAAUUGUACAUUAAUUUAUCAUAUGCGCUUCUCUGAGUAUUCUGGUCGUUUUGC
Molecule: messenger RNA, 1534 nt
Organism: Spizellomyces punctatus DAOM BR117
Lineage: Eukaryota; Fungi; Chytridiomycota; Chytridiomycetes; Spizellomycetales; Spizellomycetaceae
Product: translation initiation factor eIF2B subunit alpha
Exons: 10
Coding region: 532-1476 (314 amino acids)
Biological process (GO): translational initiation
Cellular component (GO): eukaryotic translation initiation factor 2B complex
Molecular function (GO): guanyl-nucleotide exchange factor activity; translation initiation factor activity
Source: RefSeq, a predicted model, not a curated record